CUUCCUCAACAACUGUGCCGAUUUAUCUAUUAGCUGAAAUAUGAAAGUCCUCAUACCGUUAUUAUUGGUCUGUCAAUUGCUUUUGGGAUGUGCAGCUAAUAGAGCUGUAUAUGACGAUAGUUUAAAUUCACAGGUUUGUGUGGGUAUGUAUUCUAAGCAUGAUUGGGGUGGAAGUUACAAGCCUCAAAUCAACUUGAAGUUGUCAAGGUUCGGAAAAGAUAAGUAUAAGAAGAACAAGAAAAUUUCAGAACAACCACACACUGAAGAUAUCAAGAUGACAUACAUUAUUUUCGAGUACCAAGAUUUUCACAGCAUUGGUUACCAUUUCGAUGAUGGCCAAGUUAAAUAUAUUUGCGAUGAUACGGCUAUUAACAGCUUGGGUAUUUGUGACCAAAAGCAGAAGGGCAAAUUCAUUAUCAAUAACAACAGUACCAAAAAUACCAUUUUAACGAACCAAUUGACACAUUUGGGCCAGGCAAAUUUUUCUUAUCCGAUUAACGAAACUGGAUUUUACUGUGUCUCUACAUUUGUGGAAGAUGAAACCAUUAAAUAUAAUGGGAUCAUUAAUUUUCAAAAUGCCUUUGGUCAGUUGAGUGCCAGUGAAAUUCCCAAACUCCCAGCAUAUGGAAUAUUGACCUUACUAUAUGCUAUUGCCAUUGGAUUGUUUGGAUUCCAAUUCUUCAAGAAGAGAAAGGCGAAUCAAAUCUUGCCUUUGCAACGUUAUCUUUUGGCCAUGUUGGGGUUGUUGACCUUUGAUACUUUGGUUGUAUGGUCAUACUAUGAUUUAUUGAACAGGUCCAAAAACCCUCUGUCGGGUUUUGUUAUCUUUUACAUGGCAUUCUUGUCGAUUUUGAAUUCCUUGAAAUUGACUUUUUCAUUCUUCCUUUUGCUUUGCAUUGCUUUAGGAUAUGGAGUUGUGGUGGUCAAAUUGGACAAAAAGAUAAUGUUGAAGUGUAAAAUCCUAGCUGGGUUCCACUUUGUCGCCUCUUUAUUAUACUUGUUUUCCAGUUACUACAAUGAUUCUGUUGCUUCCAUCAACUCUACUUCGUCGUUUGAUGAUGAUUCAUCGGAUGAAUUGUUAGCAUUACUACCAUUGAUCCCUGUUACAGUCACUUUGUGUAUCUAUUAUGCCAUGAUUUUGAUCUCAAUUAAGAAAACUACUGCCAAUUUGAACAAGCAAAGACAAGUGAUCAAAUUGAAAUUAUAUGAAAGUUUAUUCCGGAUCAUAUUUUUAUCUUUCUUCUUGACAUUUGCUGGUAUACUUGUUGCUAGUUUCAUUUUCUUGAGCAUGUCAACUACACAGCUCAUUGAACAGAGUUGGAAGAGUACCUUUUUCAUCUUUGAAUUCGCCCCAAGUGUUAUUUACUUCAUCAUUUUCAUGGGUAUUGCUUGGUUGUGGAGACCAACUGAAACAAGCUAUAUGUUGGCAGUCAGUCAACAAUUAAGUACUGAAGAAAACGAUGAAAACAAUGCUGGAACAGGAUUCGAAUUGGAUGACUUAUCGUUAUUAAGUCAUAGCGAUGAUGAAGAUGCUCGAGUUCGUGAAAGAGACAGCUUUGAAUUGAGAGAAGAUGUCAACGGUGCUCUUCCACCAAGCUACGAAAGUGCACAGGCUCAUGAUCAUCACCAACCGGUUGAGAGAACUGACAGUAAUACUUUGUUUGAGUUGGGUGAUGAAAGUGAUGAAGAAGAUAGACAUAGCGAUGACAGAUUGAGAGGGAAAAAUCAAGAAUAAUAGCUCCCCUCAGAAUAUUAAAAAUGGGUAUUGAAGCCCGAAGACACAACCUACGUAUAUAUCUUUCAUAAACAUACACGUGA
Yamadazyma tenuis ATCC 10573 is the source of this 1818-nucleotide messenger RNA. RefSeq lists its product as uncharacterized. Lineage: Eukaryota; Fungi; Ascomycota; Pichiomycetes; Serinales; Debaryomycetaceae. Gene Ontology annotation, cellular component: membrane; Golgi apparatus. The record is from RefSeq and is a predicted model, not a curated record. Gene Ontology annotation, biological process: retrograde transport, endosome to Golgi.